ACCACUCUGCUACCCAGACUCGUACCUUUCGGUUUGCAUUUUGGCACCACUCUCUAGAAUCUCUCUCUUCCAAAACGAACUUUUCCGAAGAUGUUUGCAUGCUUCUGUUUUUGCCAUUCCACUCUUCUUGUCCUAUUUUCUUAACCAGUUUUUUCUUUCAGUGUUUUCAGAUAUUUAGCUGUUUUUCAUAAUCGGCAUAUGCGUAAUUGCUUAAGUUUAUUGCUUGCGGUUGCUGCUUAGUACCAUUAAGCUUACUUGGUAGCAUUUGUAAUGAAAGAUCCGCAUGUACAAGCAACGGAUUCUACGUUUAUUUUAUUUUCGUUUUGGGUUUUAGGCCUCUUUGGUGGCUGGGGAAAAAAAUAAUUUUAGUUAAAUCAGUUGUGUGUGGAUUUCCUGUUUUCGGCUGCUUUGAUUUGGUAAAGCUUUUAGCUUAGGUGGACUGAUUGUAAGAAAAUAUUUAAGUUUUUAAAUUUCUAAGUUAUUUUGUUUACCGCAACAUUUUCUCAGUAUACAAACAAGGAAGCGGUCAUCUUUGUUUAACCUGUUUGGUUUUGCUAUUCUGUUAACAAAAAAAUACUCAAUAAUUGCCUCUUUCCGCUCUGUUUCCGGUUAUUCUCGAGCAUUUUCUGGGUAACUAAACGGCACAUUAGGCACCUUAGCACCGUGGGUUUAGGUUUUCUUUUUCUUUUUACAAAAUUUCUGUAGUGAUAUGAUUAAGAAACAUUUACUUUGAUCUCUUAUGCUCUUUUCUGGGUCUGUUAUUUGAUACGAGUUUGACAAAAUUGUACCUUUCGUUUGUCCUUUUCUGCUUUUCGGUCUUUGCCUUUAUCUCUUUUGGUUCUUCUCGAGUGGGAUUUUAAAACUUGUACAAUUUUUUUACAUUUUGUCGCUCUCUCUCUCUCUCUCUCUCUCUCUCUGUUAAAAAAGUAGUCCCCUGACCAAUCUUCCGCCCUGUUUGCUUGCUAAGAACCGAAAGGGAAAACCAAACGUUAACUGAGGUUUUUUUUUCUGUCGAUGAGUUUUCAAUUCAGUUAAAAUUCUUUUCCUAUAUUUUCUUGGCUGCCAAACGGAGGUUUACACUUUACAGCUUUCAAUAUGGAUCUGUUGCGAAAUUUUGUCAUUGAACGCAAUGAUUUCUGUUCUUAGCUCUUUAUGUGGAUCUAUGUGUCCGUGAAAUAUCUACUUUGACCAUAUAGUCGGUUCCAAUGUCGACGUAACCUCCAACAACUUGCACAUUUGACUCAGAUAAAAUGAGGCCAGUUUUCUGCAGAGAGAAUUUCAUGUGACUUCUGGCAAAGGAGAUAGUCCCCAUUUAUGUCUGAUGUAAUGCCAUCGUUCUCGAGCUGAGCUAAUGGGGGGUUGCGUUUCAACUAGUACUCAAAGUACUUGUAGUAGCAGGAGCAAUGGAGAGAUGGUCUCUCCCUCUUGUUUUUGCGGGCAAAAGAGAACAAGAAGAACAUUCUCUGAUCAUAUUGUUAGCCUUCAGCAUUUAACAUCCAUACCAAGCCGGAUUUUUAUGAAUGGAAAGAGCCGUUCCUCUUGCAUAUUCACUCAGCAGGGCCGCAAGGGUAUAAAUCAGGAUGCCAUGAUUGUAUGGGAAGAUUUCAUGUCUGAGGAUGCGGUAUUUUGUGGUGUCUUUGAUGGACAUGGUCCACAUGGCCAUCUUGUUGCACGCAAAGUGAGGGAUGCCUUGCCGAUAAAGCUAUCAUCAUUCUUGCAUUCUUGUCAGUCAAAGUGGGGUGGAUCAAAUUCAACUUGUUUCAAAGGGAAUCUCAAUAAAUCCGAUGCUGGAGACUCAGAGCAGUAUUGUUCAGCGGAGGAUAAAUUGAACUCCAUAUGGAGAGAAGCUUUUUUAAAGUCAUACAAGGCAAUGGACAAAGAGCUGAGAUCUCAUCCAAAUUUGGACUGCUUUUGUAGUGGCAGCACUGCUGUCACUUUAGUCAAACAGGGUUCAAACCUUUUUAUGGGAUAUAUUGGGGAUUCUCGAGCAAUUAUGGGAUCUAAGGACAGCAAUGAUUCCAUGGUGGCAGUCCAGUUGACUGUUGAUUUAAAACCUGAUUUGCCAAGGGAGGCAGAAAGGAUUAAACGGUGCAAGGGUAGGGUUUUUGCCUUGCAAGAUGAACCUGAAGUGUCUAGGGUAUGGUUGCCAUUUGAUGAUGCACCUGGAUUAGCAAUGGCUAGAGCAUUUGGGGAUUUCUGUUUGAAGGAAUAUGGGGUGAUCUCUAUACCUGAAGUCUCUCACCGGAUACUUACAGAGAGAGAUCAAUUCAUUGUUCUUGCUUCGGAUGGGGUAUGGGAUGUCUUGAGCAAUGAAGAGGUGGUUGAGAUAGUAUCAACGGCUCCAACCCGGUCAUCAGCUGCAAGGAUCCUGGUGGACUCAGCUGCUCGUGAAUGGAAGCUCAAAUACCCAACUUCAAAGAUGGAUGACUGUGCAGUGGUUUGUUUAUUUUUGGAUGGGAAAAUGGAUGCUGAAUCUGAUUAUGAUGAGCAAAACUUUUCUUCUGCAACCCUUCAGAGCAAUCAUUCUGGUAAUGCCAUUGAAUCAGAUGAUGGCCAGAAGUCUGAGCCAUCUUUGCAAAGGAACUUUACAGUCAGAUCAUCAGAAGAAAAUGAUACAUAUGGAAGACUACCUGUUGACGUGGAAGGGAAUGGGGAAACAGUAGAAGCUGAAGAUCAGAAUUGGUCAGGUUUGGAAGGUGUCACCCGAGUGAACUCCCUUGUUCAACUUCCUAGAUUUUCUGAAGAGUGGCCAAACCUUGAAAUUUUGUGAUUUAUUUAAAGGUGGAAUGGGGCUGGUUCUGUUGUUUGUGUCUUGAUGUCCUUUGCACCUUGCAAAUCAAAGAAAAACUUCCUGGGUUUGUGGCAUUGUCACUAAGGUUUGUGCUGUACAUUUAAAGCCACAAUGUUUGUUCUUUUGUAUUGCCGGAAAUCUAGUGGCAAAUCACUUUCAUCAAGGAAAACCUGAAUCAGCAUUUUCAAAUUUGUGCAAUAUAUAUACAAUUAUUGUA
Molecule: messenger RNA, 3008 nt
Organism: Juglans microcarpa x Juglans regia
Lineage: Eukaryota; Viridiplantae; Streptophyta; Magnoliopsida; Fagales; Juglandaceae
Product: probable protein phosphatase 2C 52
Exons: 7
Coding region: 1352-2770 (472 amino acids)
Biological process (GO): protein dephosphorylation
Molecular function (GO): protein serine/threonine phosphatase activity
Source: RefSeq, a predicted model, not a curated record